Messenger RNA from Myodes glareolus (Bank vole), 1590 nucleotides. The record is from RefSeq and is a predicted model, not a curated record. Lineage: Eukaryota; Metazoa; Chordata; Mammalia; Rodentia; Cricetidae.
UCAUAUGGUAGUUCACAAGCAUUUGUCACAACAGUUUCAGAGUAUCUGACAGUCUCUUCUAACCUCUUCCAGAUUCCAGGCAUACAUACAUAUGGUAUACAUAAAUACAUCCAAGCAAACACUCCAACACAUAGGCAAACACUCAUAGACUUAAAUAUAUUUUUCAAAAAAUCAUUGAGAAAGAGAGUUGACUUCCAUGUACAGUGGCAAACCACUCUCAAAGUGGGGGAAACUGGGUUACCUAGCACAUUUGCUGGUGAUACAAUCUAUUUGCAGUUGGAAAAACUACUGACUCUACAGGAUCACAGAUGGACAAUUUUAGGAGACGCCCGCUGGACCACAUAGUUGGAAUAAUGACCAUGAUCUUUUUCUUUGCCUUCAUAUGUUUACUGCAUAAUAACUGCAUGAUCAAGGAUCCACCACCAGGAGGGCUCAACAAAGAAAAGAUGGAAGCUAUAUCAUCCUGGUUAUCUAAGGUAUCAGCUGGUCAACCUGAUAUAAUAACUGAGGAUAUUCUAGAAACUCAACCUCUGCUGUUAAACUCAGACCAUAUAUCUGGACCCUCAUGUCAAGAAAAUCUAUCUAUGCCAAACAAUACAAUAAAACCGGAUGAGCCUUCAAGUCUACAAAAGCCUUGCAUACCAUCCAACCCACAAAAUUCAAUGAAAUGUACAAAUACAGAUAAGUCAUCGAUGCCAUGCAGUGUAAAGAAGUCAAACAGAGAAUUCAAUCCAAAAAAGUUAACCAAGUCAUCACAUCCCCAAAGAUUACAUAAGUCAGCUAGCCUGAAUAAGCUAUACAAGAAACACAGCCUUAAAAAAUCACGUAAGCUCGCCCAUACCUGUAAAUUAACUAGUCAAGUCCAUUCAUCCUGCUCAGCGAUGCAAAUCACACCACCCUGGCUAACCACUGUGCAAAUGUCAGCUGCUCUAACCACAAAGCCUUGCCCAUCAGUCUCCAAUAAUCAACAUGUGACCAUCAAACCAUCUAGAAGGAGACCAAACCAGGCACGUGAACGCCGUGAUCUAAAAAAGUCAGUGAGUACAGGAAAGGCUGUGUUACCCAGGAAGCAUUCAUCAUUCACAUUUUGCCAAUAUUAUCAAGAAAAAUGUCUUACUUGUAAUCCUGAUUUUUUUCUCAAUGAUCUUGUGGGGCCAAGGAGGGAACAUGCUGGAAAUCAUUAUGAUUCAAACACAAUGAAGUCAUUCCCCAAGUCCUUUUAUGGAGCACAGUACAAGUACACUGAAAGAGGGUACAAGUACAAAUGUUAUCAAAACAAUGAGACUGAUGAGACUAUGAAAACAUAUGAGAGUGAAGACAGUGAUACAGACAUAGUCAUUAUUUGUGACAAAAGUCAUGAAGAUGACAACAUCUUCUCCACUUACUAAGGACUUAAAACAAUUGAAUCUACAUGUGGAAUACUGGCAUGUAAUCACUGUCAAGAAUAGACAUAUGUUUUGAAGGCAAUUAAAUGCAUGGCACAACAAAUUAUUGGUUGUUGUAUUUAUCACUGCAUCUCAUUGGCACAAGAUUCAUUUGGUGUGUUUUUUUAUAUGUGAUCACUUAAAUGGGAACCAUACAUGUACAUGU